AUGGCGAACAAAUUUAGUGGUGCUUUACAGCUCACAAGUUUAGACGAUUUUAUUACUCCAUCGCAGGAAUGYAUAAAACCUGUUAAGAUAGAGAAAAAGGAGGGAUCAAAGGGAUUGGCAAAAAUCAAGAUUGAAAGUGAUGGCAGUUAUGUGCAGUUAUCAGAGGAUGGAGGAAAAGCAAAGCUAGAAAAAGCACAAAUAACACUAAAUGAUUGUUUGGCUUGYAGUGGAUGUAUAACAACAGCUGAAAGUGUUUUGAUCACACAGCAAAGCCAAGAUGAACUUUUUAAAAUAAUACAAAAUAAUAAAAAGUUAUUAAGUGAAGGUUUGGAUAAGGACAUUAAGACUGUAAUCAUAUCAGUAUCUCCACAAUCAAGAGCAUCAAUUGCUGCUAAAUAUAACCUUACUAUUGAACAGACCGCAAGAAAAUUAACAAACUUCUUCAAACAAUUAGGAGYCCAUUAUGUGUUUGAUACAACAUUUUCUAGAGAUUUUAGUCUUCUUGAAAGUCAAAAAGAGUUUGUAACAAGAUACAAGGCACAUCAACUUGGUGAAAAAGGAAUGAUACCAAUGCUGGCUUCGGCAUGCCCAGGGUUUGUUUGUUAUGCAGAGAAAACGCAUGGUAGCUAUAUUCUUCCUUAUAUCAGUACUACCAAAUCACCUCAACAAGUAAUGGGAUCCUUAGUUAAGGACAGACUUGCAAGUCAGUURUCAAAAAGCCCUGAUGCCAUCUAUCAUGUUUGUAUUGAGCCAUGUUUUGAUAAGAAGCUAGAAGCAUCACGUGAUGAUUUCUACAAUGAYAUGUACAGUACAAGAGAUGUAGACUGUGUGAUUUCUACAGUUGAAGUUGAGACUAUGAUAGAGGAACAUCAGCCUGGUUUUGCAAAGCUAGAAGAGACUGAUAUUGAUACUUUAUUUUCCAGUAUAAAGGAUAAUGAGUUAGUUGGYCAUUCAGGAGGUGGUUCAGGUGGAUUUUUAGAACACAUUUUCAGAUAUGCAGCACAAGAGUUAUUUGACSAAAGAAAUGUUGAAUUAACAUACAAAACUCUUAGAAAUAAAGAUUUUAAAGAAGUCACAUUACAGGUUGAUGGAACUGAUGUACUUAAAUUUGCACUAGCUUAUGGYUUUCGCAAUAUACAAAAUCUUGUACAGAAGUUAAAGAGAAAUAAAUGUACUUAUCACUUUGUGGAAAUUAUGGCUUGCCCUUCAGGAUGCAUAAAUGGAGGAGCACAAAUAAGACCUAAAGAGAAUGAAUCAUCAAAAGAAUUAAUUGAGAAAGUAGAUGUGUUGUAUAAUUCCAUCAGUACAAGAGAUCCCAUGGAUAACCCAUCUGUCAAAGAAUUAUACAGUGAAUGGCUUGAUGGUGAAAACUCAGCAAAGGUUAACAAGAUGCUACAUACACAGUACCAUGAAGUAGAGAAACUUAAUACAGCACUUAAUAUCAAAUGGUAGCAAGAUGUACAUUGAAGGUUUAGAUGACAAGGGUGCGGGAAAAAGGGUAGUUAUUCACAGAUUGAGCAAGAAAAACCAAACACAAAUGACAAAUAACACAAUGAGUCUUCAAAUUAGUGAAACGCUGUAGAAAAUGAUAACAAAUACCUUUUAAAACUUCUUAAAAAAGUAAUAAAUAURCACAUAAAGUUG
This is a messenger RNA of Exaiptasia diaphana, 1644 nucleotides long. Its product is annotated as probable cytosolic Fe-S cluster assembly factor v1g210509. NCBI's taxonomy places the organism in Eukaryota, Metazoa, Cnidaria, Anthozoa, Actiniaria, Aiptasiidae. Gene Ontology annotation, cellular component: cytosolic [4Fe-4S] assembly targeting complex. Gene Ontology annotation, molecular function: 4 iron, 4 sulfur cluster binding. The coding region runs from base 1 to 1452 and encodes 483 amino acids. Gene Ontology annotation, biological process: iron-sulfur cluster assembly. The record is from RefSeq and is a predicted model, not a curated record. The transcript has 20 exons.